AUGGUGGCCGCCGUGCCCCUUCUCAACUUCACCUGGGACAAGUUCGUCUCCACCGACUACGCCAUCGCCGGCAUCCUCCUCAACUCCUUCACCAAGCUCAACGCCACCGUCGCCGGCGGCUACGCCCCGCAAGAAUCCUCCGUCCACGAAGAUGGCCUCGAGAUCCCCGAGCUCGUCGAGGUCAAGCUCGACUUCAAGGGCUGCCCCCUCGACCUGAACCUCGGCGACAACUACGACCGCCAAGUCGCCCGCGACUGCGCCCUCGCCUGCCGCAACGCCACCGACCUCUUCUCCUCCUUUAGCCUCUACAACUGCGCCGUCCUCGCCACCUCGGCCAUGCUCGUCCAGAACGGCUCCCUCGAGGCCCGCUACGUCGACAUGAAGCCCUACCAGGCCGAGCUGCACUUUGGGCCUCUCGUCGACUUUGACUGGCCCGUCGUCCUCGAGAGCAUGGCCCGUUGCACCGCGGCCACGUGCGCGUCCGGGGAUUAUGGCGAGUGCCAGUACGAGAAAUACUACGACGAGUCCUUCCUCGACCGCUCGUGGGCGUCUAUCUCCGCGAGGGAGGGGCUUCAGACCAUGGGUCUCUUGUUGGAGGAGUUUGACUGGCUGUGCACGUCUAGGAGCGAGAUGCUGGAAGAUUCGGAAGCGGACGAUAUCGGUGGGCCCGGGGUCCUCGCCGGGUACUUUAUCCAAAUCAGCAUCGCCAUCAUCUUCUUCACCGUCGCCAACCUCCUCACCUACUGGACCCGCCUCCCCGACUUCCUCAUCUCCACCCUCUCCAAAAACCCAAGGAAGAAACCCUCGACGGCCUCGCCCAGCUCCCGCGUCGCCGCCGCCCUCUUCACCUCCCUCGCCGACUUCCAAGAAGCCCAGUCCUUCUUCAUGAUCGCCAUCCAGCUCGCCACCCUCAUCAUCUACGGCCCCACCUGGGCCCCCGACAAGUUCAUCAGCGCCCGCUCCUCCGCCUUCUUCGCCACCACCCACGUCCUCCUCGUCCUCAUGAUCCAGUCCUCCCUCCAGCGCCUCGGCACCCGCUGGUGGUAUACCUUUGCCUCUCCGUCGCCGUCUAUAUCCUCGGCGUCAUCGUCGACCAGAGCCACCUCGCCCGCUAUGCCGUCGACCCCAUACCCGAAUGAUACCAGCAUUCCCAGCAUCUACGGCCGCCGCCUGGCUCGCCAAUGCAUCGCCGUCUCCCACCUCUUCAUCUCCGUCCUCAUCCUCGACGAGCUCGCCCAUAGCCGACUCCUCGAGGGUCUCCGCCGCAAGUUCAACGUUACCGAAAAGUACCCCAUCGUCGCAGUCAUACUCCACUUGCGGUGGGCCAUGCUCGACCUCAUCAUGGUCGUGUUCUUGCUUCGAUACAUCAUCUCGAUCGACUACUCCAUUGGCAUGACGUUUACGACCAAGGAUGCCUGGGACUACGGACAAAUCAUCGCCGUGGUCAUCUGGGUGCCUGUCUUUGCCAGAUGGGCGUAUUCCACGCUUUUCGGAGUUGAGGAGAGCGUUGGAAGGAGAAUCAGCCCCAACUACGUCGUGUUCCGAAGGACAGAGGGGGUAAAAGCGCGGAGCCGGUGA
This is a messenger RNA of Parascedosporium putredinis, 1578 nucleotides long. NCBI's taxonomy places the organism in Eukaryota, Fungi, Ascomycota, Sordariomycetes, Microascales, Microascaceae. The record is from the annotation of a GenBank genome assembly.